Messenger RNA from Vigna umbellata (rice bean), 585 nucleotides. Lineage: Eukaryota; Viridiplantae; Streptophyta; Magnoliopsida; Fabales; Fabaceae. The record is from RefSeq and is a predicted model, not a curated record.
UAUGAAGAAAAACUUCAUUUGCAAUUUGCAGGCAGCAACGUUAAAUCUGAAUCAAAAGGCGUGUCCGUAUUUUCUUUCCACUUGAAGAUCAGUGUGUCUGUGUGAGUGUGAAUAAAUAUAUUUUGAGGCAUCAUGAGCACACUUGUUCGCAACACCACCCUCACCUUCAGCCGCAGAUACAGAUACGAGGUUCUUGGUCUGCAGGGCAACAAAGACAAGAUGCUGAAAUCCAUCAGCUACAGACGCAGAAGGGCCAAGCAAAGGAAAGUCUUUCUCACUACCUACAAGCUUUCUUCCUUGGACAGUAACACUUUUGUCGAGCCUCAAAAGCCUAAGCUAAAGCUCAAGAAGGUUGCCGUUAAGGUCAAGAAGAUUAUGGCCUCGGUUUUGAUGUUCAUGCGAGUUGGUUCUCUCAGGUCCUGCGCUUCUAGGCCUGCUAUUUCUGAUGGACCUUCGCCACUUCCUAAUAGGAAAAACCUUUGAUGAUGAUGAUGAUGAUGAUGAUGAUGUUGGCUCUUACUGGGUUUAGGAUGAUUUAUAAUUUCUCUCUAGGAUUUAAGAAUACAUUUAUGUGGCAGAUGAUGG